Bipolaris zeicola 26-R-13 is the source of this 249-nucleotide messenger RNA. RefSeq lists its product as uncharacterized. Lineage: Eukaryota; Fungi; Ascomycota; Dothideomycetes; Pleosporales; Pleosporaceae. The transcript has a single exon. The record is from RefSeq and is a predicted model, not a curated record. The annotation marks the transcript as partial. Gene Ontology annotation, molecular function: nucleic acid binding.
AAGACUAUCACCUUAUGUAUGCUGCCACACUCAUUCCACAUCCUGCAGCCACUUGAUGUGGGGUGUUUUGCUCCUUUGAAGCGGGAGUAUAGCAAAGAGAUCCGAGCCUUGGCGACAGGCAAUAUUGGCCGAGUUGAUAAAAAAAAAGCAUUCAACGCGUCGUUUGCAAAGGUUUUUGAGACAGCUUUCUCAAAGACUGACAUUACUUCAAGCUUUAGAGCAGCUGGCCUAGUAUCUAACAACCAUUAG